AUGAAGAACCACCUUUGCUGCUCAGCUCUUGUUCUUCUCACGGUGUUUGGCUGUCGUGAAACUGCAGCUGUGCAGUGUCAGUGGGAAGUAGGGUGUAUGUGUCUUGAAUGCCCCGCCGGCCAAGAACCUUCAAAACCUUGUGGUCAGAUCCAGAGUCGGACAGAGGAAGUGCAGUGUCGUUCAUGCCAGACAGGAACCUUCUCAGACUCAUUAGACUCUGAAGUGUGUCGUCCACACUCUUCCUGCAAGCUCCGUGGGAGAACACUUGUCGUCUCUGGCUCUGCAAACUCUGAUGUAGUGUGUGGAGACUGUCUGCCUGGAUUUAACAUAAAACCUGGGUUGGGAAAUGAUUCAGUCAAAACCCCCUGUGUGAAGAUGAGUGUGCAUAUUAGAAGCAUGCGUACAGUGGGGCAUGGCUUAGAGGGUGGUUCUGGAGGGCCAGUCAACGACACAGUGGUGCGCAGUGCUGAGGAGAAGACAGCCGAGUAUGCCGUUUUCGCCUUAGUGCCUAUCUUCUGUGUGAUGGGCUUGCUGGGUAUUGUGAUCUGCAACCUCUUGAAGAAGAAAGGAUGCCGCUGCAAUGCCGAGAAGGACGCGGUUGAUGCAGAAGCUGCCGCACCUGAGAGAGAAGUACACAACUGUUGUAUUGAUUAUGCUGACCUGAAUGAAGACACUAUCGGUGUUCUAGUCCGCCUGAUAACUGAGAAAAAAGAAAAUGCUGCUGCAUUAGAAGAACUGCUGCAGGAGUAUGAGAGCAAAGAGAUGGCGCUGAACAAAGUCUCAUCAGUCAAGUUUCCAAUGCUGUCUCCCCUGUCCUCAUUCUGCACCCUUCCCAGACUUUGCCCCCAUCAGUCACACCUCCACACAAUCUCCGGCCUCUCUGGAUUAGGACUAAAGCACGACUACCGUUGCUCCCGAUGUGCCCAAAAAAAAUGGCCCACUCUCCUCAUACCCCCUCUGGAUUCCCUUAGAGAUCCCUGUAAACCCCCACAGACUCUUCUCCUUUCCUCCCGGAAAGCAUCCACUGAACAGAAGAGAGCCCCCCUGCUGACAGGAAUGUCUGUUAACACUCCACGUAUGCAACCUGUGAUGCCAAAUACGGUGCAGGAGACCGUGGAGGGCAAUGAAGCAAAGGAAUGGACUGAGGGGGGCUUGAAAGUUCUGUCUGUGGGAAGAUUUCAAGUGGCUCAGAUUCCUGAAUACAAACCAGUCAUAGAAGAAACGAGGGCCCCAGUCCAGGAGCAACGUAAAUCCUUUUUUGGUGGGAUUCAGUUUUCGUCAUCUACAUUAGCAGGCCUCAUGAGGUGCUAUGCUAAGCGCUGGCAACCAGGGUACGUCCACCCCACCGGCAAGGGACAGCAAGCCCUACCCAAGGCUCUGAGGGCCCCAAGAGGCCCCGUCGACGACCCCACCAGCAGGGGGGCAGCAGCGGUCGCAGCGGCCCAGAGAGGCGGACAGGGCGGAGACAGACCAAGGGGACAGAAGCGCACCCCCCUCUAA
Nerophis lumbriciformis (worm pipefish) is the source of this 1500-nucleotide messenger RNA. Lineage: Eukaryota; Metazoa; Chordata; Actinopteri; Syngnathiformes; Syngnathidae. The record is from RefSeq and is a predicted model, not a curated record.